AGGCUUGAUUGCUCAAAUUGCUCGGAGGACAUUUGAUUUUUUAGAAACAUUAGCAUUAUCGGUGGGGUUUUCCAGCAAUCAUGUCUGUUGUUCUGUCACUCUGUGUGUCAGAGAAUCAUGGUAAACAACUAUUGAGUAAAUAAAAGACUGGAUUUGCAUGGAUUGCACAACAUAAGUCCAGAUAAAAGGGACUCAGCCUGGCAGCACAGCACAUUGUCAGCUCCAGCAGGACAAUUAUCUGACUUUACUCGUAGAGAUUGGUGUACUGGAAACGAGAAAUUGAGUGAACAUGAAGACAGUUGUUGUUGCUCUUCUAGUGUUGUUGGUUAUCAGCCAGGGGGAAUCUUUGCAGUGUAAGUGUGGAGGCCCAGCACGUCCCUGUCCGAGCCCUGUGGAGACCUGCCCUACUUCACAGCCGUUUUGCGGCAAUGUAAGGAUUCCUUCUGCAGCACCUGGCUUCUUCUACCAAGGUUGCAUGGAACCAAGGGAGUGCAGAGGGCUAGAUAAUCCAGGCAUUUCAUCUACCACCUGCUGCACCACCGAUCUGUGCAAUGCAUUUGAUGGUUUAAGGUCAAUAAUCUGAAAAAUCUUCUCCUCAAAAUAAACAUCAAAUAAACUUCAGUCACUUGCAACUUU
Molecule: messenger RNA, 636 nt
Organism: Labrus bergylta (ballan wrasse)
Lineage: Eukaryota; Metazoa; Chordata; Actinopteri; Labriformes; Labridae
Source: RefSeq, a predicted model, not a curated record